GGAUGGAGGUGGAUGUGCCAACUGCAAUAGGACAGCGGGCUGGAGACUCAGCCCCGUGGAUGCAGAUGUGAUGGGUUAUGUGUGCUGAGGCGAGGUGAGGGCAUGGGGUUCUGUGCCCCCAGUGGCUACUGCGCAGUCCCACAGCCUUCUCCUCCCAGCAGUGGUUUAACAUGGCACUGCGAGUUCUUGGAAAGUAACUCGUGAUGGCUCGUACCCAAGUAACGCGCCUAAGCCAGGCUCAGCAAAGCUCCCUGCCCGACUGGAUAUCGCUCCCGGCUGUGGGCGUCCGGGGCCGGCUCCCAGCGCUGAGGGAACAGCCAUUACACGCCGGUGUUCCCCGGUUUAGCCCAGGCAGCAGGGACAGCGUGUCCCUCGGUGUCCCCGUCACCCGGCAGAGCUAAGGGGAGACCCAGAGCACCGCCGAGGCGCAGCGGCUGCUGCGCGGCUGCCCGGCGCCGACGAGAUGCCGGGGCUCGACCCUCUCAUGGCGCUUCGCCUCCCGACGCAGUUUGUCCCGGCCGCCGCGCCGUAGGCGCGUUGCCGUGGAGACGAGUGUUGCGGCCCAGCGCGGCGGCUGCGGGCUCUUGGUGAUGUCGUUCCGCGACCUCCGCGAUUUUACUGAGAUGAUGAGAGCACUGGGGUAUCCCCGACUCAUAUCUAUGGAGAAUUUCCAUACCCCAAACUUCAUGCUUGUUUCUGAAGUGCUCUUCUGGCUAGUGAAAAGGUAUGAACCUCAGACUGAUAUUCCUCCUGAUGUGGAGACAGAGCAGGACCGGAUUUUCUUCAUUAAGGCAGUGGCUCAGUUCAUGGCUACCAAAGCUCACAUAAAGCUAAACACUAAGAAGCUUUACCAGGCAGAUGGCUAUGCAGUGAAGGAACUGCUAAAGAUCACCUCUGUGCUUUAUGAUGCUAUGAAUACCAAGGGAGUGGAACACAUGGAUUUGAGUGAGGAAGACAGCAGCAAGUUCAAGUUUGAUCUUGGCUCAAAAAUUACUGACUUGAAGGCAGCUAGACAGCUUGCUUCCGAAAUCACCUCCAAAGGAGCAAGUAUGUAUGACCUACUUGGCAAAGAAGUUGAACUAAGGGAAGCAAGAACAGAAUCUAUUGCUAGACCUUUGGAGAUAAAUGAGGCUGAGAAGGUGAUGAAAAUCGCCAUUAACUGUGUUAUGGAGCAAGUCCAAAAGACUAAAGAUAUGUUGAAUAAUGUGGCUUUGGAUGAAGCCAAUUUGGAAGCCAAGAUUGAAAAACGGAAAUUGGAACUGGAAAGAAGCCAAAAGAGGCUCCAGACUCUACAAAGUGUGCGUCCUGCUUUUAUGGAUGAGUAUGAGAAGAUUGAGGAGCAACUGCAGAAACAGUACAGUAGUUACCUAGAAAAAUUCCGUAAUCUGACCUACCUGGAGCAGCUCCUGGAUGAUCAUCGACGGACAGAGCAAGAAAUGUUUGAGGAAGCAGCAAACAUGCUCUGUCUUAUGCAGAACAGGCUGAAGGAAGAGGAACAACUCCUGCUUAAAGGUGCAACUAAUGACGAUUCUGAUGUAGAGAUUCAAGAUAAUGAUGGAUCCGACAGUGAAACGCAAGACAGGCAGACCAGAAAGCAGCACACUGCCACAGGAACAUUGCUUCAAGGAAGAACUGGCGUACGGAUUGUGGGAACAAUGCAAGGUGGAGAUACAGAGGAAGAUGGGAGAUCUGCCCCAGGCACACCCAAGAUCAUCGCCAAGGCACAGGAGGACUCGGGGGAUAGUGAGAUUGACCUGGAUGAAGAUGAGGAAGAGGAUGAUAUGGAAGACAAAAGCAUAGAAAUCUCACCAAGAAAGUUUGUUCUCCGAGCAAGGAAACCAGAGCCACUGGAGGAAAGUGAUAAUGACUUCUGAGCCUGUAGGAGACAUCUUGAAAUACAGACUUGGAGAGCAUGCAAGCCAGGACUAAUAUUCCACCGUCUUUUCAGCAUGAAUUCAGGGGUCUUUAAAUAGUGUUCAUUAAAUUUGAAAAUGAAACAUGGAUUGCCAGUCCUGAGACUCUCAAAUCAUGAGCAACUUAUCUGUAAUAAGAAUCACAGUAAUGUGGAGUACGGUUAUAUCCGUAAUUGCAGUAGAACUGGCCCUCAUGCAUUGCAGUGCCAAAACUCACGCUCCAGUGAGCAUCAUGUGCUUGAUUUCCCUGCCUUUUAUUAUGUCCAAACAGAUUUUUUUUGGCUUAAUAAAACUGGAUGAAAAGCUGUUCUGGGAAUACAUUUAAAUUGUUUUUAAAUUUG
This is a messenger RNA of Pezoporus flaviventris, 2254 nucleotides long. RefSeq names its product clusterin associated protein 1 (gene IFT38). Lineage: Eukaryota; Metazoa; Chordata; Aves; Psittaciformes; Psittacidae. Bases 591 to 1874 code for a protein of 427 amino acids. Gene Ontology annotation, biological process: cilium assembly. The transcript is spliced from 13 exons. The record is from RefSeq and is a predicted model, not a curated record. Gene Ontology annotation, cellular component: centrosome; intraciliary transport particle B; cilium.